CGUCAUGUUACCCAAAAGCUUCAUGCGAAAGCGCGCAUGAUUUUUCUCCUGUCACCCGCGAUGUUGAGCGCAGAUCCAAGUAGCUCACUCUGUAUCUGAGAAGAUGUCGGGAGGCACACUUCAUUCAGACUUCCAAGAAUCCUCACCACCAACGCCUGAUUUUAAUACUACGGAAAUUCUGCUCUACUCUCACAUAGACGAAGAUGACAUUUGGGAAUACUUACAGCCUAAGCACUAUGAAUGGGUUCUGAUAGCGGGAUACAUUAUCGUUUUCUUCGUCUCUCUGAUUGGAAACACGCUGGUUUGCUUUGCAGUGUGGAAAAAUCACCACAUGCGCACAGUAACCAACUAUUUCAUUGUCAACCUCUCCUUUGCGGACAUCCUGGUCACCGUCAUCUGUCUACCGGCAAGUCUUGUGGUGGACAUCACUGAAACAUGGUUCUUUGGGAACACCCUUUGUAAAGUGGUUCCAUAUUUGCAGACCAUCUCUGUGUCCGUCUCUGUCCUGACUCUGAGCUGCAUCGCCCAGGACCGCUGGUAUGCCAUCUGUCACCCGCUCAUGUUCAAGAGCACGGCCAAGCGGGCGCGCAAGUCCAUCAUCCUCAUCUGGGUGGUGUCCUGCAUCAUCAUGAUCCCCCAGGCCAUCGUCAUGGAGUGCAGCCAGUACCCAGAGCUCACCAACAAGACCAGCCUCUUCACCGUGUGUGACGAACACUGGAACGGUGAAAUCUACCCCAAGGUCUACCACACCUGUUUUUUUAUCGUCACAUACUUUGCUCCUCUGUGCCUCAUGGUCCUGGCGUACAUCCAAAUUUGCCACAAGCUUUGGUGUCAGCAGAUUCCAGGAACGUCUUCAGGAGUGCAGAGGAAGUGGCACUCGUUGCAGUGUACCACCUUGGCGUCGGGCUCUGGUCCGUCUGUUAAGGUGAAAACCAGCACGGUGACGGCAGAGGUCAAGCAGGUGAAAGCCCGGCGGAAGACCGCGCGCAUGCUGAUCGUGGUGCUGUUGGUGUUCGCACUGUGCUACCUGCCUAUCAGCGUCCUCAAUGUCAUGAAGAGGGUGUUUGGGGCAUUUGAAUAUACAAACAACAGAGAAGCUGUGUACGCCUGGUUUACCAUCUCCCACUGGCUGAUAUAUGCAAACAGUGCAGCAAAUCCCAUCGUUUAUAAUUUCCUCAGUGCUAAAUUUCGCGAGGAGUUUAAAGCAGCAUUCUCCUGCCACUGCUACGGUCGCCAGAAGAGCGGAGGGAAGCAGCGCGUGAGGGCGACAACCAGCACAGGGAGCCGAAAAUCCCUCUCCACACAUACGAGCCACCUCGACAGUGUCUCCCGCAUAUCUGACCAUGUGCUGUAGGCCUGGCAGCGAGGGACAGUGAGGAUGGCGGAAGAGAUUGUGUAGAAUUACACAAAAUCACCCUCAGAUGUGAGGCAAGACAUUGAGACUAGCAUGGAUAUGGAGAGGAAGAAUAAGUCUGCAUUUUUUAAUGACUAAAGACACAAAAUGAUGCCUUUGGCAGUAAGGGUGAAUACAUAAAUAGAUAAAUACUGUAAAUAGAUAAAUACAUACGUAUUUUACCACGUUUUGUCCACUGCAUCCAGUAUAUGACCUGCUGAUGACAACAAAUACAGUAGGUAAUAGGUAAACAGUGGGAUGUGGUUAAAAAGCAUUUGUAGUUUUUUGACAAAUUCUGAAAAUUCUAGGUUAGCAUCCGGACAGUAGAUGCUGCACAGACAAAAAGCAAAACAUAGACAAUGUCUUCAUUUGUGAUUUUCUGCUUUGAUUCCAAGUUUAUUUGCUGAGAGAUAUGAUAUAUAUGUUGAAUUUUAUGUUCAGUAGACAUUUGUUGGAAGUUAUUGUGUGGAGACAUAGGCACAGCAUGAUUCUCAUUUCCCAUGCAGGCACUUCCAGCAGAAGUACCAAAACAAUAGUGAGCAGAAAAGCAAGUCCUGGACAUUUAGCUCAUCAUUUCUUAUGUCCUAUUCAUGGUAUUUAUUUUAAGGCUCAUAGUAAUUUCUAAUGAGCAUUAUAUGUUAAUAGUUAAUAGAUGCACACCCAUGUCAUGGCUAGAGCUACAGUGUGUCUUUGAUUGCUGGGAGUACAAUGAUGUCUUAUAUGAGAUCAGGAUUUUAUGUUUUGUUUAUUUGUGAUAAAUGAUGAAUAUUACUGUAAUUGCUCUGAAACUGUACCGCUUUCCAUGUGUGUUCUGCCAGUGCAUACGUCACAUCCAAGGAAUGGUGUAUUGUCAGUUUAUCACUAAAAUAAAAUUGCAUACGGUUGCUCUCAAAUGCUUCAGAAUGAAUCUCUCUGUUGCUCACCUGUCAGUGUUUGUUGAAUUCAUUAUGUAGAACAGUCCCUCCCACAGACCCAUUAAGAAAUACAAUGGGGACAAUUCCUUUGAUGCCAUU
Clupea harengus (Atlantic herring) is the source of this 2406-nucleotide messenger RNA. It is a transcript of the gene hcrtr2, whose product is annotated as hypocretin receptor 2. The record is from RefSeq and is a predicted model, not a curated record. Gene Ontology annotation, biological process: circadian sleep/wake cycle process; G protein-coupled receptor signaling pathway; feeding behavior. Lineage: Eukaryota; Metazoa; Chordata; Actinopteri; Clupeiformes; Clupeidae. Gene Ontology annotation, cellular component: plasma membrane. Gene Ontology annotation, molecular function: orexin receptor activity.